AUGGAAGCUACAAGCUCUUCCAACCAUAAUCAGCCACCGGCUACACCUUCUCACUCAUCAUUAUUACCUUCCUUAUCACCUUCUGGUGCCCUCGAGCAGACGCCCGCACCGUUACAUACUUUGCCUGCCCACUUGCACUCUCAACAGCCACCACCACCCCAACCGCGACUUGGCCCUGCCCAGCAACAACAGCAGGGCAUGCAACCACCUCCUCCAACGACGUCCUCCUCCUCAAACGGUCAGAACCAACAUCUUACACCUGCUCAACAGCUACAACAACAGCAUCAAAAUGUUUUCGGAAAUGUGAUGGGCCAAGGACCGAAUAACUCGCCUCAACCUGGUGGAACGGCUCAGGCAAAAGUCUACGCUAGUGUAUAUUCAGGUAUACCCGUCUUCGAAGCGAUGAUUCGAGGUAUUUCCGUCAUGAGACGAACAUCCGAUUCAUGGGUGAAUGCAACCCAAAUACUCAAGGUAGCAGGUAUACAUAAAUCUGCUCGAACGAAAAUUCUUGAAAAAGAGAUACAUCCUGGAGUGCACGAAAAAGUUCAAGGUGGAUACGGUAAAUAUCAAGGAACCUGGAUACCUUUUGAACGAGGACAAGAGCUUGCAGCUCAGUACGGUGUGUCAUCAUACCUCGCACCCGUAUUCGAUUUCGUUCCCUCACCAACCGCCAUCGCUGCUUUACCGGUCAUCCGUACUGGUACACCCGAUCGAGCCGGUCAAAAGACUCCUUCGUCAAGUAUGGCAGGCUAUACACCUUCUUUGAUGUCUGGUAAUCGAGGUGGAUCUUCGGCAAACGGCCGUGUCAUCUCACCUUUUCCUCAUGGUCACGGACAUCCCCACGCGCAAGCUGGUCAAUUACCCCCUCCGCCACCACCUCAAUUCACACCUUCGAAUGGUGAUCAGAGUCAGAUGAUGGGCAUGCCGAUGGGUUAUCCCGGUCAACAGCCACAGCAAAUGAUGUACUACCCUGCUCCUCAGCAGCAUAUGUACCCCGGCCAAGGCGAUAACAAACGUGGUAUUGCUAUGGCCAUGACACCGAGUCUCAGUGGUGAUGGUCAUCAUAAUCCUUCGCUCGGUCCUGCAGCCGAUAUCAACAACUUGGGAUUACCGCCCAGUGGUGCAGAGAUGUACAUCGAUCAAUAUGGCCAGCCUCAUCCUACACCAUCUUAUCAGCCUAUCAACUACACCACCGAUACCGAUAUGGGACCUCCACCUGCCAAGAGGCAAAAAUCGGAAGAUGGGGCGUACCUCAAUGGUAACAUGGAGGAGCAACAGCAUGAGCCGCCACAACAAGAAGAUGAAGGUGAAGAUGUCGAUGAUGGAGCUUCAGAUUCUUCGGAUGAUCUCAGGGAUCCGCAAUCUCUGCCUUCAUCCAUGAGAUUAUCGAAUAAACCGGUUAGACCACGACCUAAUUCCAACACAUCCAAAACUCGCUCAAGACUAUUGUCUCUAUUCUCUACAUCCGCUAAUGAUGAGGGCGAAGACGAUGUGAAUGUUCGACAAGUAUUCGGUUUAGGUCCAGAUGAAUUACCUGAUACGUUUGAUAUCGAUAUGGUCAUUGACAACCAGGGUCACACGGCUCUGCAUUGGGCGUGUGCUCUAUCGAAAUUAUCAAUAAUCAAACAACUCAUCGAACUCGGAUCUGAUAUCCACCGAGGCAAUUUUGCUGGUGAAACCCCCUUGAUUCGAUCGGUAUUGACUACGAACCAAUUUGAAUCUGGUCAGUUUUAUCAACUGUUGGAACUCCUUUCACCCUCCAUCAAGACUCUCGAUCACUCGUAUAGAUCGGUCGUGCAUCAUAUCAGUAUGGUGGCUGGUGUCAAAGGACGAGCAGCCUCGGCACGAUCGUACAUGGCCAAUGUGCUCGAAUGGGUAGCCAGAGAACAGCAACAACAACAAAUCACUCAUUCGAUGAAUGGUGAUCACCUCAAUGGAUCUUCUGGAAGUGAUACGAUAAGUCUGAAAACCCUUAUUGAUAUACAGGAUGUCCACGGUGAUACGGCUAUAAACAUCGCUGCGAGAGUGGGCAAUAAAGGUUUGGUGAACGUGUUAUUGGACGCCGGUGCGGAUAAAGGUAAAGCAAAUAAGUUGGGAUUGAAACCUUCGGACUUCGGAUUGGAUAUUGAGUCACUCAAGGUAUCACCCGCGGAAGCUAUCGUGUCGAGCUUGAAAUCGGAGGUGCCUAAACCCGAAAGGAAGAGUAGGGAUGUUCAAAAGAAUAUCGCAGCGAUUUUCGAGACUAUUUCAUCUACAUUCUCAACCGAGAUGGUCGAUAAGCAAACCAAACUUAACGCUACUGAACAAUCAGUCAGAGUAGCCACUAAAGCUCUGGCAGAUAAGAGACAACAAUUACAUCGAGCUCAAGUCAAAGUUGGUGAACUGGAAUUGUUGAAUCAGAGGAUCGAAUCUUUGAAGCAGAUCUUGGAAGAGGACUCCGUUUCGACGUCGGAAGAUUGGACAGGUAGGAAGUUGUUGACGGGGGAGAACGAACUACCUUUGGCUUUCCGACCAAUACAAUCAACGGACCAGCAACAGAUAGAAGAUCAAGUUAAGAAUGAAAAUAUAGAAGAUGACCAAGAUGAUGAUGAGAUUAAAUUACCCGAGAGAAUCCAAUUUGACUCUACUGGCGGUACCAACACGAAUACCGACUCGUUGAUUAGAUUGAGAAGAAUCAAUUUAUGGCAAGAUCGAAUUUUGUCCAUGAUGAAUGAUAAGAUACAAAAUCUCGAAAAUCAAAAUUUCGAAAAGAAUUUUAGGUAUAGGAAGUUGAUUAGUCUCAGUACCAAAGUGCCUGUUGAUAAAGUUGAUGGGAUGCUUGAUGGUUUGGUGACUGCUAUCGAAUCGGAUGGACAGAGUAUAGAUCUGAGUAAGAUUUCGGAAUUCAUGAGUCGGAUGAAAGAUACUCAAAAUCAGACUCCGACUCAAGCUUGA
Messenger RNA from Kwoniella botswanensis, 2934 nucleotides. RefSeq lists its product as uncharacterized. Gene Ontology annotation, cellular component: SBF transcription complex; MBF transcription complex. The coding region runs from base 1 to 2934 and encodes 977 amino acids. The transcript has 8 exons. NCBI's taxonomy places the organism in Eukaryota, Fungi, Basidiomycota, Tremellomycetes, Tremellales, Cryptococcaceae. The record is from RefSeq and is a predicted model, not a curated record. Gene Ontology annotation, molecular function: transcription regulator activity; DNA binding; protein binding.